UGAAAACGCGCCUGAAACGCAACGCCCGAUUGCGCGACGCCGCACUCACUGCACAGCCUUCGCACCGGCAACGGGAACGACGGGAUUUCGAACACAAUCCGUGCAGUACUAGCGCAGCAGUAGCGGCGGCAGCAGCUUUCGGAGGGAGGACUUCGGUGUUGCGCUUCAGUCGAGUGCCGCACGUCGGGGCGUAUGGACGCGCAGCUUACACAUCCUCGCGCUUUUACAUUUUCGCGUUGUUUAUCAUCAUAUUUAACGAACAAUAACUGUUUGAAUUAUUUACGUUUAUAUUCUGACAUUUUGUUGGGGAGUUGUUGAGUUCUAUUGGGAGUGAUUUAUUUUAUUUCGUUUAUUAUCCGUCGAGACAUCACAACAUCAACAGCAAGAAGAAGACCUACAAGUAUUCAACAACAUUAAAGUAAGUGACAAGUAGUGAAACUUUGUCGCUCCUAAAUGUUGCUACCACUCGAACAAAAGAUUCGAAGAAAGCUGAACGGCCCUUCGAUGAUGACGAUGGACGUCUCAAAGUCAGAAACAUCGAAGGCAAACACAACCGGCGGUGGCCCGCAGGAGUGCGCCGGUUGUUGCAAACCAAUUACGGAUCGGUAUUUGCUGAAGGCGCUAGAUCUCUAUUGGCACGAGGACUGCUUGAAGUGCGGCUGUUGCGAUUGUCGGCUCGGCGAGGUGGGCAGCACGCUGUACACGAAGGCGAACCUGAUUCUCUGCAAACGGGAUUACUUGAGACUCUUUGGGAACAUUGGCUAUUGCGCCGCCUGCAGCAAGAUCAUUCCGGCGUUUGAGAUGGUGAUGCGUGCCCGCAGCAACGUCUACCAUUUGGAGUGCUUCGCGUGCCAACAGUGCAACCACAGAUUUUGUGUGGGUGAUAGAUUUUAUUUGUGUGAGAAUAAAAUCCUCUGCGAAUAUGAUUACGAAGAACGUCUAGUCUUUGCGAAUAUGGCGUAUAACCCUCCGCCACUUUCGCACCUCAAGCGCCAAACAGCAAUUCCACCGCCGUCAACGUUACCUAGUCAAAUGAUGAAUGGGCAUCGACCGCCUGUUCAAUCGUCGAACGGCGAUCAUAACAAUAACAUGUCCGGUUCUGGACAGCCGGGUCACCCCAACUCAAUGGCGAAUCAGCAGUUUGCAUCCGCAGGUCAUUUAAAAUCGUCGCCGAUGUCUCUCGGCGCGACUAGCUGAAGAAUGCAUUGAAGAGGUUCCAGCGCCCCUUCGUUACACACCAAAAUCGAUGUUGAAACGCUCGAAACAUGUAAAUAGUUUGUUAAUUAAUGCUCAACUACUCUACCUACUCAAUCAUAGACACAAAAUGGACAUUUUGAGCAAUUAACAUUAGCAACAACUUACUUAAACCACGUUCAGUGCAAUAUAAAAGAAAAUAUGUUAAAGAGUCGCGAGUGUUACCCAUGAACAAGACAAUCGACCGUAUUUGCAUAUACUUAAACCGAAUGUGUAUAUUGUACAUAGCCACGUUGUUUAGCAUUUAACGUUCAUGUUACUAGUAUACCAAAAAGAAUGCUAUGAUCGAGGAAGUGAUGCAACACCAUGCAUACCAUGUUAAUUGGUUUGCAUAUAGUGAAGGAGCACUCAAUAUAAGCUUCUCCAUUGUCCAAAGUGUUUGUUAAAAAUUAUUAUUGUUAUGCGACUGAUUUAUUUCUCAUGCGUUAUGUUGACAGUGCGAUUAUUUAAUUUGUUCAAAUUUCCUGAAUGGAUAAUGGUCAUUAUCUUUGUCUGGAUUGACUGUCAUAGGUGCCAAUUUACUUUGUUCGUUUAUAAACCAAGUUACAAAUAGACACGAAAGUAUAGCCAAUGUAAAUAGUACCUAAAUACCAUACUUCUACUUGUCUUGUCAUGCCAAUGAUUAUGACCAAAGAUAUAAUAAAAAUCAAUUUAUAACAUA
Messenger RNA from Dalotia coriaria, 1915 nucleotides. Its product is annotated as LIM domain only protein 3-like. The transcript is spliced from 5 exons. Lineage: Eukaryota; Metazoa; Arthropoda; Insecta; Coleoptera; Staphylinidae. Gene Ontology annotation, cellular component: nucleus. Gene Ontology annotation, biological process: positive regulation of transcription by RNA polymerase II. Gene Ontology annotation, molecular function: transcription coactivator activity; DNA-binding transcription factor binding. The record is from RefSeq and is a predicted model, not a curated record. The coding region runs from base 454 to 1197 and encodes 247 amino acids.